Messenger RNA from Hylaeus volcanicus, 4036 nucleotides. RefSeq lists its product as uncharacterized. Lineage: Eukaryota; Metazoa; Arthropoda; Insecta; Hymenoptera; Colletidae. Gene Ontology annotation, molecular function: protein binding. Bases 769 to 3432 code for a protein of 887 amino acids. The record is from RefSeq and is a predicted model, not a curated record. The transcript is spliced from 7 exons.
UUUUAUUUUUCCAAAUGUGGAUUUUCAACGAGAAAAUCUGAAAAAAUUCCACGGCGUACAUCGCCCCGUCCUGGACGUCCGUGAUUUAUUUCAAAAUUUUUCGUGUCGUAUUACAGGAGAGAAAAAAAAAAAAUGAAACAAGCGGAGACGUAGCGCUGGACAUUGCGCGAGAUCGAAGUCGUUUUCGUUCGCAACACCCCGUAUGCGGAAAGCACGGUGCACGAUUUGAGCAUUCCGACCGAAAAUCGGGACAGUGGUUCGGCAGUUCACGGUCAAAGGAGCUACGGAGGACUCGUUUUCGAACUAUCUUACGAUCCUGCCCUACCUCCGGCCGCGGUGCGAGAUUCUAGUGGGGGGUCAAACAGCGGCGAAUUCUUCCAGUCUAGUCGAGGGCCGUGCUGCCGAUGCCACCGUGCCUAAGUUAACGGUUCCGUGGUCAGUUUCAAAGGUGUCGUUAUCCGUGGAUCACGUUUACGUCGAUUCCGGAAAAUUACUCGUGCGUUCAACUUCGCUGAGACAAUAUUUUUUUCUCGGGCUCGCGCGGCCACGGGCCUCGUCUUUAUUGUUUCCCUCCGCGGGUACAACAGGUGGCAUCGGCCGAUUCGACUGCAUUCCGUCUCGCCCGUAAACGGAACCAAAGUCGUUUCGGGGAAAUAAACAGGCUGUUUUUCGUGUCUCCCGUGACUCUUGCGUGAUUACCAUCAGAGCUGGGCCCGAACCCCGAACGUCAUGGGCCGAAAUUGGCUGUGAACGCGAACAUCCACAAAUAUGAAUGCACACCUGUGGGCGUUGGCACUGCUAUUAGCAGCCAUAGUCGGUUCCGUAGCAGCAACAUCUAGUUGCCCAUGGGCCCAACACGUGACGGAUCUGGAGAGUUCCUGUAUCUGCGACUACAACCUGGCCAGGGAACUCUCGGUGCAAUGCGACAUCGUCGAUUACGAGCUGCUGAUGACCGCCAUGCAGCGUUAUGCGACGAAAAACACCGUGGAUUUACUUUACGUUAACAAUAGCACGAUUACAGUUCUGAAGAAUGACUCCUUCACGGGAUUUAGGAUUAACAACGUGCAGCUGUCCGGCUGCCAAAUUAGAGUCAUCGAGGCAGAAGCCUUCAAAGGGCAGGAAACUUGUUUGAAGAGUCUGAACUUGAAGGAUAACGAGCUGACAGAAGUUCCAAGUAGUAUAUUGAAAACUCUGAGGAAUCUGACCGUGUUGGACCUGUCGAUGAACAAAAUUACAAGAGUGAACGAUAAUGCUUUCGCUGGCAUGAGAUUGGUUACGCUGAAACUCUCUGAUAACGAAGUUACUCUAGCUCCUGGAUCGUUUCGAGGUUUGGAGAGAUCGUUGAAGAACCUGAAUUUGAAAGGGACUAGACAGAAGAAGAUACCAGAGGGUCUCAGGGGCUUGAAGACUCUGGCAUUCCUCGAUCUAUCCCAAAACAGUAUUCGAGAGCUUCCUGGAUCCGCUGGGACGAAGGCCUUCGAAGGACUGGAAUCACUGACUGGAUUGAACCUCGAAAGGAACCUGAUUCAAAAUAUCGGAGCGGAUGCUUUCUAUGGAAUCAAGAAUACGUUGAGCUCUUUAAGUUUGCUGAACAAUCUCAUCCCAGACUUCCCCACGGCUGCUAUCAACAGCGUUCAGGAUCUUAGAGUACUAGACAUUGGAUUCAACUUGAUAACGGACCUGCCCGUGAAUGCUUUCGAGAAGAAUCCAUCGAUAACUCUUCUGGCGAUCGAUGGAAAUCCUCUGUCGACUAUUCCUGAAGAAGCCCUCGCUGGAUUGAACGGAACGCUUCGUGGGCUGAGUUUGGGAGGUCGAUUUCUAGUCUGCGAUUGCAAAUUGCGAUGGAUCGUGGACUGGAUAAAAACCAGAGAUCUCCAAGUGACUAGUCGGGAGCGUAAGCCGCAAUUUUGCGGCAGCCCGCAGAAUUUGCAGGACAAGAGCUUUUAUAACAUAGAUCCGGAAGAAAUGAACUGCGAGAGAACACCAGAAAUCAUUGGAAUCGGUACAGUGGAAAGCGUGGACACGAGAGAACCAACAGGAGCUCUAGGAGUAGCGAGCAGUUACAGCCCAGUUACUCGACCCUCGACCGCUGUUUCCACUUCGACGAGUACAACGACGACGACGACAACGACACCUGCACCGUCUACAACCGAACAGAAACCGACCGAAACGAGCUCGACUACCCCAAGAUCCCCCACCAGCAGGCCAACGGUUGCUCGGACGGGUAACGUCGUGAUAAUGAGGACUACGGUGUCCCCUCCGAAACACGUUCAGGACCAUUUGCAGCCGCACCAACCGAGACCACCUUUGGUGCUUGGUUCUCCGCUUUACAAACCAAAGACGAACGAAAAGGACAUCGUGGUUAAGGACGUGCUGAGACAGGAUAAUGCUGUGAUCAUAUACUGGGACACCAAUGCAGCAAACAUUCUAGGGUUCAAAGUUAUUUAUCGACUGUUUGGAGAUGGUAACUUUAAACAAGCGCCGCCACUUGAGGCCAGCGAAAGAGAGUUCAAGAUAAAGAACGUGCCUUCGCAGGAAUGUAUAGUAGUAUGCGUGGUUUCCUUGGAAGAAACCAACAUCACCCCAGCAAAUGUACCAUAUAAUCAAUGUAGAGAAGUGAGAACGGAAAAUUCGCCUACGUCCAACAUGGACAAGAUUACUAUCGCUGCCAGUGCAGCUAUAUGCGCCACGAUAGUGGUCGCUGUGAUAAUAUUCAUCGUCGCGAACCGUCGAAGGGCCAGGAAACUUCACACGCUUCAUACCAUCGAUCAGACGAAAAUGGGAGGGCCGAUCGCUGGACUGCCCGUUAAUUGUUGCUCUAACGUUGGUCCGACCCCCAGCCCCGGUGGGCCGUUGUCCUCGAUGGCGACGCUCAGCGCUUACAAUGCUCAGAAAGAAUGGGACCAAGUAUCCGCGUAUAGUAAUAGAAGCAUACCGAGACCUAGGAUAUUCCCGAUAGAACGACAAGGGUCGAUAACGAGGGCUUCCUGUAUCGACGAGGUCAGAUCUCAAACGAGCCACUACAACAGCGGGAAAGUGUCGACCCGAUCCGUAGUCGACGGUCAAUCGCAGCACAGUUUUUCCAACACCUCCACGAGAUAUUUUACGAACAACACGUUGUCGUCUAAUCUAGCUAACACGAGACCAGAGUUGAGACAAUCUCGGCAGUCAUUGGCGGCAGCAUCCGAUAGGAUGUCGCGAACAAACUUCUCACCGAGUCAUAUGCCGUCGCACACUUCGUCCAGGAGGCAGAGACCGCGAUCGUGCAACCGUACUUUGGAACAGAAUCCUCCGCGACCUGGUAGCCGAUACAGCAUAGCCGACUCGACGCACACUCUCAACAAUUACGAGGAAAACAAUUGGACCGAUCAUGACAUGGAUAUAUACAUGGCGCGCAAUCCAACUGCGAGGACCGGUCACAUGCCUCUUUAACUUAAAACACUAUACGUGUACAGUUUUGCUCAAACGUGUUCAGUGACAUUUUUUAUUCGGAGCAUUUGGACUGCUCUUGCUCGAUUAGGUGUAUUAUAUGACAUUUAAGGAGACGCAGAGUUCGUAAAUAAUUUAGUAUAACGACAGCAAGCUACGUUAUUGCAAGUAUCGCGCGUAAGCGAAUGCAUUAAAAUUGAGGGCAGCUCAACCAUAACAAUACGGAGGAGAAUGUUAUAAUAGCUUUAAGGAAGUUGACAUAAAGUAUUUUAAAACGCACAUUAAGAGAAUAUGCUAUGUGUGCUUGAAUCAAACGUUAUGAUUUGCUUGACUAAGGCACACGAUCUCUAGGAAAGAUUUUAGCGAUAAGUCGUAAAUGAGUCUAGAUUAAUGUGUAUGAGUGGUGAAUGUGUUUUUAUCCAAAGACUAUAUCAUAUAAAUGAACAUUUAUCGAAAUCUGAGUUGUACCGAUGUACAAAGUACUUUACGACAUACGACAUGCCCUGGUAACGAGAGUUUUCUGCUAGAAAAGAAUUGAUUUUAUAUAUAUUUUUAAAUAACAGUUAUUUUAUAAGUUUCAGUACUGGAAUAAAAAAUUAAAACUGAA